This is a messenger RNA of Saccharomycodes ludwigii, 1425 nucleotides long. RefSeq names its product putative RNA methyltransferase (gene OMS1). NCBI's taxonomy places the organism in Eukaryota, Fungi, Ascomycota, Saccharomycetes, Saccharomycodales, Saccharomycodaceae. Bases 1 to 1425 code for a protein of 474 amino acids. The transcript has a single exon. The record is from RefSeq and is a predicted model, not a curated record.
AUGUUUGCAUCUAAAAGUAGACUCCUAAGUGAUAGAAUUAGUUAUCAGUUACUAUUGUUGCGAAAUAAAGGUUCUACAGCUUCUUGCGUUCAUAAGAGCACCAUUAUUCGAGCUAACAAUACGAUCAGAUAUUUUACCAAAUCCUCCAUCACAAAUGAAAAGUUGACCCAAAAACAAGAAAGAGCCAAAAAACUAUUGGAAGAGCAAUUGAAAUCGCCGUAUAGACUAAUUAGAUGGGCUGCAAUUGCGCGUACUGAACAAUUUCAAAAAGGACUAACCAAAUAUUUAGUUGGUAUUUAUAUUGUCUUUUUCCUUUAUGGUGGUUAUAUUAUGAGAAAGUUAUUUAACAGAGAAAAAGAAUUGGAAGCGUUGCUAAAAAAAGAUGAUAAGGAUAAGAACCAGUGGGAAAAAUUAAGGGAAAAGGAACUGGAUAAAGAUCAAAAACUGAGAACCAGAGAUGAAUUAAAAUUGAAACAAUAUCAAUUGCUAAAAGAAGAGUACGGUAUCCAAAAUUUUGAUGGUAUUGUUAUUGAAGAUUAUGAGGACACUAAACAUUUGGUAGAGAGAAUUACAGGUCAAACAUUAAAAGAAGAUGAUGCUGUCUUGGAACAAUUUAAAAAAGAGCAACAAGUACCAAACAUUUUACCACCACGGGAUACUACAGAUUUUUAUGACUCUAAAGCUAGAAAAUAUGAUAGUGAUAUCGGAAUGGAAGAGAAGAUUGUUUUUAUGGGUUCGAAACGUAAAUGGUUGACGAGCCAUUGUAAAGGUGAUGUCUUGGAAGUUUCUUGUGGUACUGGCAGAAAUAUCAAAUAUUUAGAUCCUACUAAGUUAAAUUCUGUGACAUUUUUGGACGCUUCAAGGAAUAUGGUUGAGGUUACACAAGAAAAAUUUAGAAAUGAAUACCCUGGUUUUGCCAAAGCUGCUUUUGUUGUGGGCAAAGCUGAGGAUUUGAUUGACUUGGAUAAAAAAAAUCAAGUUAAAUAUGAUACUAUUUUGGAAGCGUUUGGCUUAUGUUCACAUAAGGAUCCGGUUAGAGCUUUAAAAAAUUUCGAACAAUUAUUGAAACCAGACGGCAGAAUAAUUUUAUUAGAGCAUGGUAGAGGCGAUUAUGAUUUUGUUAACAAGGUUUUGGAUAAAAGAGCUGAUAACCGUCUAGAAACUUGGGGGUGUAGAUGGAAUUUAGAUAUUGGCGAAUUACUAGACGACUCUGGCCUAGAAGUCGUUGAGGAAAAAAGAUUUCAUCUUGGUACUACUUGGGCUAUUGUAGCUAAAAGAAAGGGAGCUGCAAAGAAAAAAGAAGAAAUCGGGUUUAUUGAAAAGUACAUUGGUUCUAGUGUGAGGAAGAGAGCCAACGAGUUUAUUGACCAUGAUGAUAAAAUCGCUAAUCAACAGAAAACAGAUUUACCUGAGAACAAGAAAUAA